Amyelois transitella is the source of this 1212-nucleotide messenger RNA. RefSeq names its product odorant receptor Or2-like. Gene Ontology annotation, cellular component: plasma membrane. The record is from RefSeq and is a predicted model, not a curated record. NCBI's taxonomy places the organism in Eukaryota, Metazoa, Arthropoda, Insecta, Lepidoptera, Pyralidae. Gene Ontology annotation, molecular function: odorant binding; olfactory receptor activity. Gene Ontology annotation, biological process: sensory perception of smell; detection of chemical stimulus involved in sensory perception of smell. The transcript has 5 exons. Bases 1 to 1212 code for a protein of 403 amino acids.
AUGAUUCGUGAAAAAAUAUCUUCUUUGGCCAAGUUUCUUGAAAACCCUAAACAUCCAUUACUGGGCCCUAAUCUAAAAGGUCUGUCGUUUGGAGGAAUGUGGCUUAGAGGUCCUAAAAUAUGGAUUCGUUUCCAAUACUUUGUGAAUUUCUUCACAUUCUUCUUCGUACUCAGUCAGUUUAUGGAGGCCUACAAUAUAAGGAACGAUCUGAAUAAACUACUGCAAAAUCUCUCUGUAACAAUCUUGAGUUUUACUUGUUACUUCAAGUGCAUGACUUUUGUGUAUCAUUCGGAUGAUUGGUCGGAAUUAUUUCACAGUAUUUCUAAAGAAGAACUUGGAGCUAUUAAACUAGGAGAUAAAAGAGUUAUCACAUUGAUGAAUGAGUAUACAAAAUAUUCUCGUUUCGUUACAUACUCUUAUUGGAUUCUAGUUUCAAUCACAAACGCUGCUAUGAUAAUUGCACCUGUUUUCAAACUGAUCUCAUCAUCUAAAUACCGCAGAGAAAUUAAAUCAGGUGUUAUAACUUAUCCAGAAAUUUUGAGCUCUUGGUUCCCUUUUGACAAUACCCAAACUCUGGGAUAUUUUUUAGCUUGUUUUGUCCAUGUUUCAAUGUGCUCAAAAGGAGCAGCAAUAACUGCAGUUUUCGAUACAAAUGCUGUAGCAAUAAUGGUGUUUCUAAAAGGGCAAAUGAUCAUAUUGAAGGAGAAAUGCAAAAAUAUCUUUGAGAAUUAUAAUACUAAUGAAGAAGUCUUACAACGAGUUAAAGAAUGUCACAGACAUCACAGUUUUUUGAUGAGGACAUAUCAAUCUUUUGACGCCUUGUUGUCACCGAUUAUGUUCUUGUAUGUAUUGAUUUGUUCAAUCACGAUUUGUUUUAGCGUGGUUCAAUAUGUAUCAGUAGAUGUGACACUUUCAUACAAAUUGUGGAUCGUAGAGUACACUAUUGCGCAGAUUUCACAACUAUUUUUGUUUUGUUGGCACAGCAAUGAUGUCUUAUUGGAGAGCAAAACAAUAAGCGAUGGUGUCUACUUCAGCGACUGGUGGCGAUCCGACAAGAUUAUGCGAAAGCAGAUACACUUACUAGCAGGAAAAAUGAACCGGCCUGUCAUCUGCAACGCUGGGCCGUACACCACUCUUACGAUACCUACUUUUAUUGAUAUUCUGAAAGGAGCGUAUAGCUUUUUCACUUUGUUCUCUCAGAUUCAAGAAUAA